Molecule: messenger RNA, 1707 nt
Organism: Equus quagga
Lineage: Eukaryota; Metazoa; Chordata; Mammalia; Perissodactyla; Equidae
Product: occludin-like
Exons: 5
Coding region: 1-795 (264 amino acids)
Biological process (GO): bicellular tight junction assembly
Cellular component (GO): bicellular tight junction; apical plasma membrane; cytoplasmic vesicle
Source: RefSeq, a predicted model, not a curated record
AUGGGAACGAGCCAGCCCUGUGAAGAGCUGGUGCGGAGCAAUCCAGGCGGAGAGAACAUCAAGCGCAGAGGCUGCUUCUGGAGGCAGGAAAGGGCUUUGCCUGUUGAAGGCCCAGAGGUUAAGAACGUGUCUGCAGGCUCCCAGGACAUGCCUCCUCCCCCUUCUGACUACAUGGAGCGAGUGGACAGCCCCGCGGCCUACUCCUCCAACGGGAAAGUCAACGACAAGCGCUCGUACCCAGAGUCUUCCUAUAAAUCGACCCCGGUGCCUGAAGUGGUUCAGGAGCUUCCACUGACUUCAGCUGUGGACGACGUCAGGCAGCCUCGGUACAGCAGCAGUGGUAACUUUGAGAUGCCUUCAAAGAGGGCGCCCACAAAGGGAAGAGCCGGAAAGUCAAAGAGACCAGAGCAGGACCACUACGAAACCGACUACACGACCGGCGGCGAGUCAUGCGACGAGCUGGAGGAGGACUGGGUCAGGGAAUAUCCACCUAUCACUUCAGAUCAACAAAGACAGCUCUACAAGAGAAGUUUUGACACUGGCCUGCAGGAGUACAAGAGCUUACAAGCUGAGCUCGAUGAGGUCAACAGAGAGCUCUCUCGUCUGGAUAAAGAACUGGACGACUACAGAGAAGAAAGCGCAGAGUACAUGGCUGCUGCCGAUGAAUACAACAGGCUGAAGCAAGUGAAGGGGUCUGCAGAUUACAAAAGUAAGAGGAAUUACUGCAAGCAGUUGAAGAGCAAAUUGUCGCACAUCAAGAAGAUGGUUGGAGACUAUGACAGACGGAAAACCUAGGCGGCAGGCGCCACACCGAGAGUAAGAUGAAGCGGGCGUCUCUGCGGUGUUGGCAGAGGCAGAUGACUCUGGACUGACCGGGAGCCCAGGCCUUUGUGAUCAUAACAGAGUGCUGGUAGCUUUAAUAUGACAGUAUUGAUGCAUUUUAUAAAUAGCUUUUGAUAAUCAACUGGGCUGAACACUCCAAUUAAGGAUUUCAUGCUUUAAACACUGGUUCUUGUAUUAAGAACUAACUGUGGUUUGAGGUCUUUAACCCUUUGAGGAAGGUUCCGGAGAGAACGGUACUGUGAACUUUCAUAUCCUGGGCGGUCGCGUCGUUGUAUCUGAGUGCUCCUCAGUUCGCAUCGGUGAUCCUGUUAAUUCUCCCAGAGUCCUCCCUUCGCAUCACGGUCAUUCGUAAUCACUCCUGUUCAAAUGAGGAGCGUGGGUCCCUGCAGUGACGUCUCUGAAGGGCACAGCCUGUCGGCCAGCUCGCACUUUGGGUCAAGUCUGUUCUCCGACUCACUGAGCAGUCCCUGGCCUUCCAUAUUUUAGCUACUAUGACGUUGUGUUCUACCACCCUCCCUACUGAUUUUUUUCUGUGUAUAAAUGGUUAAAGAAGCUUUUUAUUGUUUUACGUUAUCCAGGUGAAAGAUCAUGUUAAAGUAACAAAUUGUGAAAUUUAAAGAUUGUAAAUAUACAUUGACUUUUUAAAUCAGAAUUUAAACCUACUGGUUAGAAUUUUCUGUAUUUUUAAAUACUUUUUAAUCUUUUUAUGGUUUACAUAUGUUUUUUCUUAACCAACUAGGCUGUUUCAUUUAUCAGAGUAUCUGAUUACAUUUAUAAUUCAACUGUGACUUGAAUUGUAUCUCACAAGAAUGUUCAAGUUCUGUACAUAUUUUAUAAGGUAUUAAACCUGGGGUUUUCUUCCUA